UAAUAACUUCACUUCUACUUUUUUUGAUAACAUUAGCUAUGUUUAUGAUAGUGGAUGAAGCGGAAGUUAUUCAACCCGAAAUGGACGAAGAAAAUCAUAGAGAUGCUCCAAAUGUAAGGGACGUGCGUCUGAAUCGAAACAAUGACUCCGAUGCAGACGCUUCUUUCAUUUCUGAGCCCGGUUCUGUGUCAUGCCUUCACAGAUGCCAGUCCGAAGAAGCUAAAAGACUAUGUAUUUUCGAUUUGACACAAAAAUUAAAACAUAGCUGUGAUUAUGAUAUUGGAGGGACCUACACAAGAAAUGAACCUGAUCUUUGGUUCUUCUAUUCAACCUCAAUAUGCCCCGGGUAUAAUUACUUAGUAAAUCUCUUUGUGUGUCAUAGGAAAAUCGGCUCUUUUUCUAUUGGUGUUAGUAAUUCAAAUGUAUUAGCCGAUUCUGAUAAGAUAAAAGAUUUCAUUGGGACGGCGACUUUACCUCAAACUUUAGUAUGGUACACUUUUAAGAGUGCUCAGCCCAAUGAGAUAUACCAUAUCAAAACAUUUUGUUUUAAUGAAAGUGGAGUUAAGUCUCUGGGCCGCNAUUUAGUCGAUUCGGUCAAUUUCAUAUAUAUAUAA
Messenger RNA from Ostrinia furnacalis (Asian corn borer), 614 nucleotides. RefSeq lists its product as uncharacterized. NCBI's taxonomy places the organism in Eukaryota, Metazoa, Arthropoda, Insecta, Lepidoptera, Crambidae. The record is from RefSeq and is a predicted model, not a curated record. The transcript is spliced from 3 exons. Bases 39 to 614 code for a protein of 191 amino acids.